AUGCGCUUUCCCAGUCAGAGCCCUGACCGUCAUCAGCCCCGGGAUAAGCAAAUUACGGCUGUACCUUGUGUUGGCUGGGUAGCCAAUGGACCUCGAUCUUAUGGUCUUUAUUCUCAGCAACGUCUUUCGAGCUGCGGAGAGACCCAGCGUCACUCGGAACAGCGAGGAACAAGAGAAGACAGGCAGCCCGUUAGCCAACAGCGCCGGGAGAAUCCUUUACGGAGUGAGCAAACUAAUAACACUAUCCGUGGAGUGUCUACAGAGUUUGCGCUCGAAUACCAUAAUCCAAUGCAGUUCCUUGCGGAAGGAUUUGCCCGCAGGCGGCGUGAACUCCUUAGCGAGGUUACAAGGCAGGAAUCUCGUAGCGGUAACAGCAGACGGCAAGAAGCGGAAUGCAUUGACCGGGACCGAUUCGAUACAAGAGGUGGGCGCCGGUUCGACAGAAGCAAAUCUCUGAGGGCAUCACCGGGACCUCGCAUCACACAAGAGGAGCCUACAGAGCUCGACAGAGACAUGCCACAAGAUCCCAAUGAAAGCUCGGGACCGACUCCAGCAACCGAUGAACAUUUACACCCAACGAUAAAGAGAGAAAGACAUGGUUCUCGGCAGCGCAAUUCUCCUCCAACUUGUCCAAGUCCGUCUGCAUCAGAUAGGGCCGGUGGAGUUCACCCAGUUUGCGUUUGUCCCAUAGGCUUUGAUUGUCCCAACAAGCGUGACGACCAAGUGGAUUGCCGCACACUAGUACUCGAGUUCAAAGAAUGGCAAUGGACUCAGCUACAAUUGUGCACUGAAAAACUGCCUCCAAAUCAUCCCAUUGAAGAGGAGCCCUUUAUCACAUUGCAUGAGGUGGUACCAAUCGUCAGACUGUUGGACCAGGUGCAUACACGGAUGCGGAUGUCAAUGGGUAUUCGGCACAUCUUCGCCAAGAUACAAGAGUGGAUCAGGUUGAUGUCAAACCACUCUAUGACCCAGGAGAUUCUCAACGAAUCUCGGGUACUGGGCCAUUUGAAGAAAUUUCUUUCGGACGAUAAUGCGGUGGUCCGGCGGACGAGAGCUGUCCCAGAGUAUAUCAUCGAAGACCUUACUUACCUGUGUCAAAAAUGGGAAUUCGGUGAUCUAGGCGUCCUCGCCCGUCGCGGGCUACGCCUACACGGACUCAAUGGCCUGCUGUUCCCAGACCCCGACUGGCCAUGGAAGCGCAGCGCCGACUUUUUCGGCCACGGCCAUCUCAUGAACGGCCAGACCUGGUGCUUCCGCGCUGAAAUGAUGCGAGACGGGGCGCAUGCGCCGUCUAUUGCGGGAAUCUACGGCACAAGGAAAGAAGGGGCGCGAAGCGUUGUCAUGGGACUUCACGACGAGCGCAAAGAACGGUACUAUGCCGACGUCGACCAAGGGAAUACAAUCUACUACUACGGAACCGCGCUAUCUCGAUUGCCCGAUGAUAUAGAGCCCACCAACAUAAAGGACCUCGUCACGCACCGGGUAGAGAGGAUCACAAAGAAUUCAAAAGGUCAAGGCCCAACAAACGCGACCAUGUCCCUCUUCACAUCUUACAGGACUGGCCGCCCGGUGCGGGUGUUCCGGUCAUUUCGACUGGCGGAAAUCGUGCCACAUAGGCCGAUCACGGGAUUCAGAUACGACGGGCUAUAUAUCGUCACAGCACCGGAACUGGUCAAAAUUGAACGCCAAAUUUACAGAUUCAAGAUGGAGAGAAUGACAACGGGGCAGGGCCCACUCCGCCACAGCGAAACCCCUCUGCGACCGGAAAAUCGGCCCAGCCGAAAGCGGAAGCGCGACGGUAGCUAA
Cladophialophora bantiana CBS 173.52 is the source of this 1806-nucleotide messenger RNA. RefSeq lists its product as uncharacterized. The transcript has 2 exons. The record is from RefSeq and is a predicted model, not a curated record. Lineage: Eukaryota; Fungi; Ascomycota; Eurotiomycetes; Chaetothyriales; Herpotrichiellaceae. Gene Ontology annotation, molecular function: ubiquitin protein ligase activity. Gene Ontology annotation, biological process: protein ubiquitination; negative regulation of gene expression via chromosomal CpG island methylation. The coding region runs from base 1 to 1806 and encodes 601 amino acids.